AUGUAUGUCCCUACCCUCGCUACUCUUGGUGGCCUCCUCGCCCUCACUGUCAAGGGUAUGCCCGCCAUCGCCACGGAUGACCCCAUCACCCCGGCCGCCACCUCUUCUGCCGCCGACGAGUUCGCCGCCCAAGGCUACACCAUUGUCCCCGCCACCUUCACCGGCGAUUUUGGCUCCAACGGCGAGACCAUGACCCUCAACGGCACCAUCGAGGAGGUCAUGGCCCAAGUCGCCGACAUAAACCCCAACUACAAGUGGGCCGACGAGGACGACUCCUUCACCUCCAAGGGCGACCCCGAGGACGACGCCUGGCGCGAGCGCAAGGUCGCCAAGAAGGAUUGCAACACCGACGCCGGCAAGGUGGUCCAGAGUACCAUCCUCGCAGGUGUCCAGUACCUCUACAAGAAGCCCAAAGACGAGGCCCGCCUUGAGGUCAAGACUUGUUCUCGCAUCAGUUGCUCGUACAAUGCGGCCAUCUACAUGUGUUGGGACCCCGUCGACGGCGCUCCCGCUGUUUACACCCAGCCUUGGUGGUACGUGGCUGACUACGCCAAGGGCAUCGCGCUCGAGUGGUGCCCUCACGAGUUUGAUCGCGAUAUCGGUACCUACAUGGUUGGCGGCAAGACUUGGGAUCCCAUGGGUCUUGCGGUUCAUGUCCGUCGCGACAAGUGCUAA
Scedosporium apiospermum is the source of this 675-nucleotide messenger RNA. RefSeq lists its product as uncharacterized. The record is from RefSeq and is a predicted model, not a curated record. NCBI's taxonomy places the organism in Eukaryota, Fungi, Ascomycota, Sordariomycetes, Microascales, Microascaceae. The transcript is spliced from 2 exons. Bases 1 to 675 code for a protein of 224 amino acids.